Rosa rugosa (rugosa rose) is the source of this 757-nucleotide messenger RNA. RefSeq names its product cytochrome b5. The transcript is spliced from 3 exons. NCBI's taxonomy places the organism in Eukaryota, Viridiplantae, Streptophyta, Magnoliopsida, Rosales, Rosaceae. The coding region runs from base 226 to 630 and encodes 134 amino acids. Gene Ontology annotation, molecular function: heme binding. Gene Ontology annotation, cellular component: intracellular membrane-bounded organelle; membrane. The record is from RefSeq and is a predicted model, not a curated record.
GCUCGCACUCUUGAAUGUAGCCUACCCACCAGGGCACAACCAUUUCCAUCCACCUACUUCCAAAACUAACACCCUUUUCUCUCUCUCUCCUCAUUAUUUACUCUCUCUACCCUUUGCUUGGCAGCAUUAACACUCCAACCUUCUUAUUGACGGAUCGAUCUACAUUGGUUUUGGAGCAUACAACGUUUCCACCCAGGUUGCAUCGGAGAUUUCAAGAAAAGCAAAAUGGGUGGCGAUGGAAAGGUCUUCACUUUGGCUCAGGUCUCCGACCACAACACCCCGAAAGACUGCUGGCUAAUCAUCAAUGGCAAGGUUUAUGAUGUGACCAAGUUCUUGGAUGACCAUCCUGGUGGUGAUGAUGUUUUGUUGUCAGCAACAGGGAAGGAUGCAACUGAUGAUUUCGAAGACGUGGGUCACAGUGAUAAUGCCAGAGACAUGUUGAAGGACUUCUAUGUGGGAGAGAUCGAUGCCUCUACUAUCCCCAAGAAGACCACAUACACUCCUCCCAAGCAGCCUCAAUACAAUCAAGACAAGACUUCAGAGUUCAUCAUCAAACUUCUCCAGUUCCUUGUUCCCAUUGCCAUAUUGGGUUUGGCUUUUGGUAUCCGCCUUUACGCCAAGUCCUCUUAAGACUCUAGUCCUCUAGAUUAUGUUAUUGUGUCAGUUAAUUAAAAUUAUUAGACAAAUGCUGUUGUGAUGACUCACAUAUUUACUACUUGAUUAGGUUUGCAAUCCAAGACUUGCUUUGUUGUCUCUC